AUGAGAACCAAAAUUCCAAAAGACUUCAAGCUCCCGGAUAUGACCCUGUAUGAUGGCACCACAGAUCCCAACCAUCACCUCAGCAACUUCAGAAGUAGAAUGUACCUCACUGACGCCCCAGAUGCUGUUCACUGCAAAGCUUUUCCAACAACUCUGACAAAAACAGCGAUCGGAUGGUUGGACAACCUGCCCCCGAAGUCCAUCUCAAGCUUUGAUGACUUAGCCAAAAAAUUGCUAGCAAGAUUCUCCAUUCAGAAAGAUAAAGCCAAGCACUCCCCCAGUUUACUAGGGAUCAAACAAGGAGAUCGGGAAGGCCUUCGAAACUACAUGGAGAGAUUCAACAAAACAUGUAUGGACAUACAAAAUUUACCAAUGGAGGCCGCCAUUAUGGGACUCAUCAAUGGCCUACGAGAAGGACCUUUCAGCCAAUUUAUCUCAAAAAAGUACCCGACCUCCUUAGACGAAGUACAGGAACGAGCAGAAAAAUACAUCAACAAGGAAGAAAACGCUCGGUUAGGAGAGACCUCAAAAUCGGGAGCCUCCUACCGAGACAGAGACAAGGAAUCUAAGAGAAAAGAAGAUCGACAAGGGGAGGAAGUAAAAAAAUACCAUAAUUUCACUCCUCUCAGGGCAUCCCUGGUCGAGAUAUACAAAGAAGUCUGCCAUACAGAAAAAAUCCCCCCAGCACGGGCACUCAAAGGCAAAAGGGGAGGAGGAAACCGAAAGGAAUAUUAUGAAUACCAUCGAGUCCGAGGACACUCCACAAAUGAAUGCUUCGACUUAAGAAAUAUCAUAGAAAAAUUGGUGAGAGAAGGAAAAUUAGAUCGAUUCCUGGCCACCCGGGAUGAUGAUCAAAGAAAGAGAUGA
This is a messenger RNA of Arachis stenosperma, 867 nucleotides long. RefSeq lists its product as uncharacterized. The transcript has a single exon. The record is from RefSeq and is a predicted model, not a curated record. Lineage: Eukaryota; Viridiplantae; Streptophyta; Magnoliopsida; Fabales; Fabaceae. The coding region runs from base 1 to 867 and encodes 288 amino acids.